Molecule: messenger RNA, 723 nt
Organism: Lasiosphaeria miniovina
Lineage: Eukaryota; Fungi; Ascomycota; Sordariomycetes; Sordariales; Lasiosphaeriaceae
Exons: 2
Coding region: 1-723 (240 amino acids)
Source: RefSeq, a predicted model, not a curated record
AUGCCGUCACCGCCUCUCAUAAAACUUAUCUACGGCGCGCUGCUGCUGCUCGCCAUCGACGCGGCCAUCUCGCUGAGCCUCGUGUCGUCCAUGGUCAGCUUCCUGCACCACCGCGGCGGCGCCUGGUUCGCCGUCGCCUACCCGCCCGGCUCGUCCUUCAACCUCGCCGGCCACCCGGCCAACCUGAUCGUCAACCAGGGCCACACGUCCAACGGCGCCUCGGGCACAGCACUGGUGCUGGUCGGCUUCGGCGGCGUGCUCGCGCUGUGGCUGGAGCACCGGUCGAGAACAAAACUCGGCAAGUCGUCGCCGGCCUUUUACAUCUGGGGCGUCACCACAGUCCUCAGCUGCCUGCUCACGCUGACGGCGCUCGUGUACACGUUCGUGGUGACGGCGCAGACGGCAGGGCAGGCCAUCGACCUGGCCGUGGCGUCGCGCAACUCGGCGCCCGCGCACUACCCCGACGACAGCUGGACGCCCGAGAACUGGUACGACGCCGUGCUUGGGCUGCCGCUCACCGACGACGCGGACCGCGACGCCAUCGCCCGCGCCCUGCGCCUCAUGCGCGGCUGGCGCUUCAACCUCAUUCCGCUGUUCGUCCUUGGGUUCGUCCUCGGCGCCCUCGUCGUGCUCGAGGUCCUGAGCGGCCGCAAGCCGCGCGGCAGGUACGGGAAGACUGCCUCGGGCGACGUCUACGCCGGGGGCGCGAAGCAGGAGGCCUGA